Messenger RNA from Eucalyptus grandis, 587 nucleotides. RefSeq lists its product as uncharacterized. The record is from RefSeq and is a predicted model, not a curated record. The transcript has 2 exons. NCBI's taxonomy places the organism in Eukaryota, Viridiplantae, Streptophyta, Magnoliopsida, Myrtales, Myrtaceae. The coding region runs from base 141 to 587 and encodes 148 amino acids. Gene Ontology annotation, molecular function: ubiquitin binding.
UAUGCGAGAAACAGAGUCCUUCCUCUGUCAGCGAACGGUGCAAAAUCACUCGGCCUCUGAACCAUCCCUUUUCUCUUUCUCAUAAUUUGAAUUUAUAGAACGAGAGAGCAGCCUCCGAUCUUCUCGAUCGACCCUUUUCGAUGGAGAAAGAAAGGAUGAUGGGAAAGAAGAGCAGAGAGGUACCAGUGGAGUGGAAGGAGCAGGUCCAGCGCAUAAAGGAGGUGCUACCCAAUUGCACCGAAGAAGAGAUUUACGAAGCGCUCGAGGACUGCAAGAUGGAUUCCGACGCCGCCGCUCAGAGACUCCUUUCUCAAGUGGAGAGAGAGAAAAGGAGAGAGUCGAUACCGAUGGAGGUGAUGGAGAAAGUCGAGCGUAUAAAGAAGAAGGUGCCCCGUUUUGGCAAAGAAUUGAUUUGCGAAAUGCUCAAGCAAUGCAACAUGGACUCCAGCCUCGCCAUUCGGAGACUCCUUUCUCAAGGUUUUUGUGAGCCCCUUCAAUCUGUUCUUGUUCUUGGUUUAGUAGUGAGAGACAUUGCCAUGCCAUCAAGCAAGAGACACCCAUUUUUAUUGUGUUCGGAUUUAACGUGA